AUGGGUUCUGCAAUUGCGUUGUUGACGAUUGAAGGGAGGGGAUGCUCAACGACGAUUCAGGGUUCUGACUGGCGAGGUGCAGUAUGCAGCGGCCAGCGGCAGAUGACUCCUUCUUCCCCAACCCAAAGUUACCGAGUCUGGAUGACAAACAAUGAAAGAAGAGAGGAUGAAAUCGGCAACGACAAGACCGACGGCUCGGGGAUGAAGAAAGGAAAGAAUUCCAAAUGA
Messenger RNA from Linum trigynum, 228 nucleotides. NCBI's taxonomy places the organism in Eukaryota, Viridiplantae, Streptophyta, Magnoliopsida, Malpighiales, Linaceae. The record is from the annotation of a GenBank genome assembly.